This is a messenger RNA of Mustela erminea (ermine), 4602 nucleotides long. RefSeq names its product sterile alpha motif domain containing 4B (gene SAMD4B). Gene Ontology annotation, biological process: nuclear-transcribed mRNA poly(A) tail shortening; negative regulation of translation; regulation of mRNA stability. Gene Ontology annotation, molecular function: translation repressor activity; mRNA binding; protein binding. Gene Ontology annotation, cellular component: P-body. Bases 322 to 2409 code for a protein of 695 amino acids. Lineage: Eukaryota; Metazoa; Chordata; Mammalia; Carnivora; Mustelidae. The record is from RefSeq and is a predicted model, not a curated record. The transcript has 13 exons.
UGGUGGUCGGUGCGGGAGGAGGGCGGGGAGCUCGCGGGCCGGAGAGGGGGGAGACGGCGGCGGCGGGGGCCUGAGGAGGCCCGAGCGGCGGCGGCGGCGGCGGAGGCCGAGGCGGAGCCUGGAGAGGUGUGGCUGGACCAAGACCUCCCCCGAUGUGAGCAGGUUUCAUCCUCCCCCCACUGCCCGUUGCCGCCACGCCAGGGAACGUCCUCAAGCCCUGGCCCUCAGGGGAGAGGUAACAGGAGUCCCGAGCCGAGACCAUGUGACGGCGCUGGCCCUCGCCACCGCCGUCCCCCCCACCCUGGCCCCAGGCCCGGCACCAUGAUGUUCCGAGACCAGGUGGGCAUCCUCGCUGGUUGGUUCAAGGGCUGGAAUGAGUGUGAGCAGACGGUGGCCCUGCUGUCACUUCUGAAGCGGGUCACUCGCACCCAGGCCCGCUUCCUGCAGCUCUGCCUGGAGCACUCGCUAGCGGACUGCAAUGACAUCCACCUGCUGGAGUCGGAGGCCAACAGUGCUGCCAUCGUCAGCCAGUGGCAGCAGGAGUCCAAAGAGAAGGUGGUAUCCCUCCUGCUGUCCCACCUGCCCCUACUUCAGCCAGGCAACACGGAGGCCAAGUCGGAGUACAUGAGGCUGCUGCAGAAAGUGCUGGCCUACUCGAUCGAGAGCAAUGCCUUCAUCGAGGAGAGCCGCCAGCUGCUCUCUUAUGCCCUCAUCCACCCGGCCACCACACUGGAGGACCGCAAUGCACUGGCCCUCUGGCUGAGCCACCUGGAAGAACGGCUGGCUAGUGGCUUCCGCACCCGGCCUGAGCCUACCUACCACUCACGCCAAGGCUCGGAUGAGUGGGGGAGCCCUGCAGAGCUGGGCCCUGGGGAGGCAGGGCCAGGCUGGCAGGACAAGCCACCCCGGGAAAAUGGACACGUGCCCUUCCACCCAUCCAGCUCAGUGCCGCCAGCCAUCAACAGUAUUGGGAGCAACGCAAAUGCAGGUCUCCCCUGCCAAAUUCACCCCAGCCCGCUGAAGCGCUCCAUGUCGCUCAUCCCCACGAGCCCCCAGGCCCCUGGUGAGUGGCCGAGUCCGGAGGAGCUUGGGGCCCGGGCUGCUUUCACCACGCCCGACCACGCACCCCUCUCACCCCAGAGCAGCGUGGCCUCCUCUGGCAGUGAGCAGACGGAGGAGCAGGGCUCCAGCCGGAACACUUUCCAGGAGGACGGCAGUGGCAUGAAAGAUGUGCCCUCAUGGCUGAAAAGCCUCCGCUUGCACAAGUACGCGGCCCUCUUCUCACAGAUGAGCUAUGAGGAGAUGAUGACACUGACUGAGCAGCAUCUGGAAUCUCAGAAUGUGACCAAAGGUGCCCGCCAUAAGAUAGCACUGAGCAUCCAGAAGCUGCGCGAGAGGCAGAGUGUCCUCAAGUCCCUGGAGAAGGAUGUGCUGGAAGGCGGGAAUCUGCGCAACGCUCUGCAGGAGCUACAGCAGAUAAUCAUCACCCCCAUCAAGGCCUACAGCGUCCUCCAGGCCACUGUGGCUGCUGCCGCUGCUGCCACCCCUACUGCCAAGGAUGGGAGCCGGGGAGAGCCACCACUGCCAGGUGCUGAGCCUUCCCUGGUUCACCCCGGCACAGACAAGGGCACUGAGGCCAAGGACCCUCCAGCUGCAGAGAGCUACCCCCCUCCACCAGCUCCGGCUCCCACUGAUGGCAGUGAGCCAGCCCCAGCUCCCGUUGCCGACGGAGACAUCCCCAGCCAGUUUACACGGGUGAUGGGCAAAGUGUGCACCCAGCUGCUGGUGUCCCGACCGGACGAGGAGAACAUCACCAGUUACCUCCAGCUUAUUGAAAAGUGCCUGACUCAUGAGGCGUUCACGGAGACGCAGAAGAAACGGCUCCUGUCCUGGAAACAGCAAGUGCUGAAGCUCCUCCGGACCUUCCCGCGCAAAGCCGCUCUAGAGAUGCAGAGCUACCGGCAGCAGAAAGGCUGGGCAUUCGGCUCCAACUCGCUUCCCAUAGCUGGCUCUGUGGGGAUGGGGGUGGCCCGGCGGACCCAGCGGCAGUUCCCCAUGCCUCCCCGGGCCCUCCCACCCGGUAGGAUGGGCCUUCUGAGCCCUUCAGGCAUCGGGGGCAUCUCCCCACGACAUGCUCUCACUAGCCCCAGCCUUGGGGGCCAGGGCCGACAGAACCUGUGGUUUGCCAACCCUGGAGGCAGCAACAGCAUGCCCAGCCAGAGCCGUAGCUCUGUGCAGCGCACCCACUCCCUCCCGGUCCAUUCCUCACCCCAGGCCAUUCUCAUGUUCCCUCCAGACUGCCCGGUCCCUGGGCCUGACCUGGAGAUCAAUCCCACUCUGGAGUCUCUGUGUCUGAGCAUGACAGAACACGCCUUGGGUGAUGGGACAGACAAAACCUCCACCAUCUGACGGGACCCACAGCCCAGCGCACCCAUAGGCUCCCUGGGCGGCGGGCGGGGGCCAACCCCCAACGGGCUUCUCUGCGACAGCGAGAGGGUGGGCUGGCUCAGCUAUACAUUCUAGUAUUUUUCUACUUUCUCACCCUUUUAACUUUUGUUUAACAUUGGCACGCGCCUUGCUCACUCCCAGGCCCGUCGAGGGAUCUCUGCUGAGGUUCAGGGAGGUAGGGGGCAGCCAGGAUAAAGGAGGCAGGGACUGGCCAGCCUGACUGCCCCUCCUUCCCUCCCUCAUCUCCUACCUGGCCCCGUCCCACCCCUGCCUCUUCCAGACUGCCGGCCACCUGCCCCUCCUAAGGGAGCAGCUUACCCCUAUCUUGUGGGGCCUUCUCAGAACCAUCUGAUAUUUGGGGAGAAAGAAGCGGGGUUGAUAACCUGCUCUCCUGGAUGUUAUUUGAGAGGAGCUAAGGAGAAGCUGGUGGUUGAGAGGAUCCUCUCUCUCUCCUUGGCCACCACCUUCUCCUUCCCCAUUCCCAUCAUCCCCAAGGACAGGAGCCACCCUCCUUUCACUCACCUCCUUUUGCCCUGUUUAUCAGAGGUUCUCUACAAUUAAUUUCUUAGGCCUAUUUAAGAUGCAUAUUUAUAUAGUUCUUAACGGUUUUUCUCUCUGAUCAUUCCCUCUCGUUUUUAGAAUCCCCAGGUCUCUCUCUGAGCCAAGAAAGUGGCAGGGGGAGCCUGAAUUUUAUGAGGGGAGGGGGCAGAGCCCCUUCCUCCAGACCCCCUAGUCUUUCCCCUGCUUCCCUCCAGUCCUGGCUCCCCAGAUGCCGAGGUUGAAGGCCAGGAGCCAGGGCAGCCAGUGAGGUCAGGAAGUCUGUUGCCUUAACAUCCCCUUCCCGCAACCAACACACACCCUUGUCCACUCCCAGGUCUGGUAGCUGAAAGACUUGGGGUAAGGAAUAAGGGAAAGGGGAUUGUUUGGUUUUUGGUUUCUUUCCCCACCCCUCUUUUCUUUCAUCCUUCCCCGCCCCCCCAUUCUGUCAUGACCUCACUUAAGUGGAACACUAUAUCAUAACCCAGAGAUUUGUCCCAGCCGUGGAGUCAUACAGACCCUCUGGUCUCUGUUCCUGCUGAGGGGUUGUGCUGGGGCCCAGGUGGAGGGAGGGGACUUGGGGGUUCAGGCUGUGGGGAAGCCAGGGUCCCCUAUUCCAACCCCUUCUUCCCACUCAACCCACCCCACCCCCCACUGGGACAUUCUCAAGCUUUUCACACCGAAAAGGAAAAAAAAAAUGUUAUUUUUUAGAUACAUUUUAUGAAUAACUUUUGUUAUGAAUAUGGCUGGUAACCAUUGUGUAUGUUAUUAAAGAUACAAAAUGUUGGGAAAAAACAAAAAACCAAAAAAAAAAAUUUUAAAACCACCGCCCUCCCUGCACUCUCAGCCCAUUCCCCGGACCUUCUUGCCUCUGCCCUCCUGGUCUGGACCUCCCUCACCUCUGAGCCCAGGGAAGGGGAGGAAGCCAGGGGGUGGGGUGGCCCUGGGGAUCUGCUAAGGUCCCCACCUCCUCUCCCAGUGCCGGGCUGGGUGGGGUGUCAGGUUUAUUUAUGUACCUCUUGCACACUCAUCAACCUAUGCAAGUCCCCCACCCCGGCCCCUCCAUGUUUCUGUGCCUUUGCUCAUUCCCCUCAAGCUCCCAGGGCUUCUCCAGUCCCCCUCUCCCAUUUAGCCCCGGGAAGUGGGAUGGACAGGGGCCACCUCGUUUGGAAUCAGCAGGGUGUCCCUCUUAUAGGACCCUCACCACCUCCUAGCCAGUCCUGUCUUCUUCACUACCCAUCAGUGUGAGCUGGCUCUGCCUGGCAUUGGGAGGUGGUGAGGGACACCCCACACACACACACAAUGGGAGGCAAGAGCUGCCCCCCUCCCCCCACCUGACAGCAGAGUGUGCAGGACGCAGGCGGCCCCACUCUGAUGGGCAGGACCCUGACCCUCUUCUACCCCAGCCCCUCCCCAGCACCCUCCCCCGCCACCAUGAUUUCACCCUCCCUCCUAUCCCCAGCCCCACUGGCAGAAUCAGCUUUGAGUAACUGUACAGUUUUUCUCGCUGUUGGAGAAGACUUACUUGUUGGAGUUUCACUUGUUUAAUGGUCUGGGCUUAUUUUGGAAAAAAAAAAAAAAAAAAACAAGAAAACAAAAACGAAAAAAGGAUUCUGA